ACUAAAGUUCAUCUGCGCCCAUAACGGCGUAGUGUAUAUCAUACUACUUUCUAUGCUAUACACAUAGUAUUAUAAGGUAGUUAUAUACACUUACACCUGGUCAGCUUUGACUUAUUCCUUAAACUGUUGGUAUUGUGUGCAUUAGCACAUUAAAACCACGUGGAUGUCAAGGAAUAUCGGUGUCUUAUCGGUUCGUAUAAAUUAAUCACGCAGGGACGGUCCUUUGGAAUUUUUCUAUUGUGAUCCUUCGGCCGUGAAAACUGCUCGAUGACUGUUUUAUCCGGUAGCUAGGUGUUCCUAUACUUUUAAACUUGCAUAUACUUGCAUCUCGCGUAGGAGCCUGAUACUUGGCAACUCAGCUACGGGCAUAACAAUGACGCGCUUCGUUUAUGUUGCGGCUCUGUCGCUAACCAACUUGGCGUUCGCCCAGACAAUCCAGGAUGGCGUCGAGGCAACCUCAGAGACUAUCGCGCCAGCCGUCGAGACAGUGGAAGCUGAUGCCUCAUCAUCUGGCAUCGACUAUUUCCCCUUCGAAUCGAGCCAGCUUACGCCUGACGUUAUUGCUAAUUUGACAAAUUAUAAUCUUACUAAUGUCGACCUUUUCAAUUUUAGCGACACUGAAGCCGCGGUUCAAAAACGUGGCGGCCGCGUGUGUAAAACUUAUCCCGGAGACAGAAGUUGGCCGGUUCGCCCUAUAUGGGACCUCUUUAAUAUUCUAUUAGGAGGUGCUCUAGUUGAGGGAGUGCCAGCCGCAGCGCCAUGCUAUUCUGACUGGCCUCAGUAUGACGAGACUAAGUGUGCUUCGAUUACUUCUCAGUGGCAGACGCCUCAAUACCAACUAUCACAGCCUCUAGGAAUCCAAUACUAUGCCUUUGAAGGAGUGAGCUGCUUGCCGCCUAACCUUACAAGGACGGGUGCUAAAUGCACGCUAGGUGGCAUGCCGUCGUAUGUUGUUAAGGCGACCAAUGUCGCACAGAUCCAGCUUGCUGUCAAUUUCGCGCGGAACCUUAACCUGCGGCUGAUCGUCAAGAACAAAGGCCAUGACUUCAAGGCCAAGUCCACUGCCGCUGGAUCGCUUUCCGUCUGGACCAACGCCCUACAAGACAUCCAGUACUUGGGUUCCACUUACUCCCAUGGCUCAUCAGGUUACCAGGGGCCAGCUUUUAAGAUUGGUGCUGGCGUUCAGGCCCUUCCCCUUUAUCAAGCCGCAGACAAAUUAGGUCUUCAUAUUGUCGGUGGAAAUACUCGUACCGUCGGCAUCGGUGGUGGAUACAUUGCUGGUGGUGGCCAUUCCCCCUUGCUAUCCAUGUAUGGCAUGGCAGCUGACCAAGUAUUGUCCAUGGAAGUUGUACUACCUAAUGGCCGAUUUGUUUCUGUUGAUGAGCAAAAGUAUCCCGAUCUUUUCUUCGCCCUUCGUGGCGGAGGUGGCAGCACCUGGGGUAUCGUAACCUCGCUUGUUAUUCGGGCUUACCCGAAGAAGCCCGUCUCUACUCUCACUUAUAGCUUCGGUGUCAAUACUAACAAUACUAACGUAUCGACGGAGACUUUUUGGGAGGGAGUAAAUGCUGUUUUCGCCAAAUUUCCCGAAUUUGCCGAUAAGGGGAUGUACAACUAUUGGUCUAUCAGUUGCUUGUCUGACUGCUCCUUCUCCAUGGCUCCUCAAUGGGGAAAUGAUAUGAAUUCGACGACGCUUGAGACAUUGUCUACUCCAUUAUUUGACGAGCUCGCGGGUUUAGGAAUUACCGUUAGCGAUGCUGUCUAUAAAGAAUACGAUGGCGUGCUGGGUGGCAUCGAAGGUACCUGGUCGGCUGAAAGUGAACAGGGUGGUGUCUGGAAUUUUAAUACUGGGUCAAGACUAUUCCCCCGUUCUAACUGGGACGACCCUGCAAAGCUUGCUACACAAAACGCGGCGCUCCGGCAGAGUGUUGAAAAGGCUGGCUUAAUGCUCGGGUACAACAUGAAAGCAGCAGUCAACCCAUCAGUCAACCAGACCAACGCCGUAAACCCAGCAUGGCGCCAAACUGUCUUGCACGCGCUACUAGGUGCCACUUGGAGCCAGGAAGCCACUGCCCAGGAUAUCGCGGCCGCGAACAAGAACCUCGUCGAGAUGAUGCAACCAUGGCGAGAUGCAUCCCCCGAUGCUGGCGCAUAUCUCAACGAGGCGGACAUUAACGAACCAAACUGGCAGCAAGCCUUCUACGGUUCAAACUAUGCAUAUCUUUACCAGCUCAAGCAGAAGUACGAUCCUUGGGGCCUAUUGUGGGCACCUACAGCAGUUGGAUCCGAGGACUGGUACGUAACUGACCAGAUUGAGUAUUACCCAACACAGAACGGAAAACUGUGUCCAAAAUAGGACUCUGUGUUUCGUCCGCAUAUAAGAUUCGACUUGAAAUAAGUUAUAAAUCGAAUGGAUGUAUAAAAAGGCUUUACUAUACUAGAUAUUAUACCCAUAUAGCAUGGGAGCACUUACUUUCCCUACCCCUUAAUUAGAUAGCGUUAUUCUAGUUUGUACCUAGACAUGCCGCAAGACAUGCUUACCUUGUAUCUAUCCUCAAAGAGUUUCAUGUUUUAAUUUAG
Molecule: messenger RNA, 2577 nt
Organism: Daldinia vernicosa
Lineage: Eukaryota; Fungi; Ascomycota; Sordariomycetes; Xylariales; Hypoxylaceae
Product: FAD-binding domain-containing protein
Exons: 4
Coding region: 374-2353 (659 amino acids)
Molecular function (GO): oxidoreductase activity; FAD binding
Source: RefSeq, a predicted model, not a curated record